Leptonychotes weddellii (Weddell seal) is the source of this 979-nucleotide messenger RNA. The record is from RefSeq and is a predicted model, not a curated record. Lineage: Eukaryota; Metazoa; Chordata; Mammalia; Carnivora; Phocidae.
GAGCCUACUACUGGUUCUCCUGCUGCUGACAAGCCCCCCACCCACACCUGGCAUGGAGGACGCCGCCUUCCCCCACCUGGGGGAGAGCUCGCGGCCCCCGCCCCGCGCCUGCCCCCCGCGCUGCUCCUGCCCCCGGGCAGACACGGUGGACUGCAACGGCAUGGACCUGCAGGUGUUCCCAGACAACAUCACCAGGGCAGCUCAGCACCUCUCCUUGCAGAACAACCUGCUCCAGGAGCUCCCCUACAAUGAGCUGUCGCGCCUCAGCAGCCUGCGGACCCUCAACCUCCACAACAAUCUCAUCUCCUCCGAGGGGCUGCCCGAUGAGGCCUUUGAGUCCCUCACACAGCUGCAGCACAUUUAUGUGGCCCACAACAAGCUCUCGGUGGCCCCCCAGUUUCUGCCCCGCUCCCUCCGAGUUGCGGACCUGGCUGCCAACCAAGUGACAGAGAUCUUCCCGCUUACCUUUGGGGAGAAGCCUGCGCUCAGGUCCGUGUACCUCCACAACAACCAGCUGAGCAACGCCGGCCUGCCCCCCGACGCCUUCCAUGGCUCUGAAGCUGUGGCCACCCUCAGCCUGUCCAGCAACCGGCUCAGCUACUUGCCGCCCAGUCUGCCGCCCUCGCUGGAGCGGCUCCACCUGCAGAACAACCUCAUCUCCAAGGUGCCCCGAGGAGCCCUGAGCCGCCAGACCCACCUCCGUGAACUUUACCUCCAGCAUAACCAGCUGACAGACAGCGGCCUGGAUGCCACCACCUUCAGCAAGCUUCACCACCUCGAGUACCUGGACCUGUCCCACAACCAGCUGGCCUCGGUGCCCGCUGGUCUGCCCCGCGCCCUGGUCGUGCUGCACCUGGGCCGCAACCGCAUCCGGUGGGUGGAGGCGGCCCGGCUGCGCGGCGCCCGGGGCCUGCGCUACCUGCAGCUGCAGCACAACCAGCUGGGAGCGACGGGGCUGCCCGCGGGGGCGCUGCGGUGA